AUGGGGAACAGCCUGCGCUGCUGCCUGGCCUGCAUGCUCCCCUGCGGCGCGCUCGACGUCGUCCGCGUCGUGCACCUCAGUGGCCACGUCGACGAGUUCACCUGCCCGCUCACCGCGGGCGACGUCCUCGCCGCGCACCCCAACCACGCGCUCACCGCGCCCUGGUCCGGUGGCGGCGCGGGCGGCGCGUCGAGGAAGAUCGUCAUCGUGUCCCCCGACUCCGAGCUCAAGCGCGGCCGCAUCUACUUCCUCAUCCCCUCGGCGUGCUCCGCGCCGGCCGCCGAGAAGAUGAGGAGCCGGCGGAAGAGCCGCGCGUCGCCCGCCAAGAAGAAGCAGCGACAUGGCAAGGUCGGCUGCUCCGCCGCCGCGGCGAGCACCGCGGAGCAGGAUAACUACCUGAUGGAGCUGCUGUCCGAGAAGCGGGGGACGAGCCACCGCCGGCGGCGCAGCGGCGCCCGCGCCGGCGUGUGGCGGCCGCAGCUGGAGAGCAUAGCGGAGGAGCCCUCGUCGGACUAG
Oryza brachyantha (malo sina) is the source of this 516-nucleotide messenger RNA. RefSeq lists its product as uncharacterized. The record is from RefSeq and is a predicted model, not a curated record. NCBI's taxonomy places the organism in Eukaryota, Viridiplantae, Streptophyta, Magnoliopsida, Poales, Poaceae. The transcript has a single exon. Bases 1 to 516 code for a protein of 171 amino acids.